AUGGCGGCUGCUGCCUGCAGUCCUCAUACGACGUUGAGCAACUGCACUGCCAAACCACAUAGAGAGUAUCUGCGGAAAAAUAGAGAUUCGCGCAGAAGGCAAGCUGCUCUUUUAUUCCUAAAUAAUAUAUCCCUUGAUGGACGGCCGGUUCAGCACCUAAAUGUGGCAAGCCAGGAGGGCCAUUGCGAUACCGAAUUACAGGGUACCGACAUUGGCGCGACUGUGAAUGAACUGUCACCAGCGUCGAGCACCUACGGAACGUUCCCUAAUCUGUCAUCCUCAGCAAGCUGUGGUGCCGUCAGUCCAAUUCCAAGACUUGGAGUUCUCAAUGUCCCUCCUAUUCUGGUCCUUCCAUCGGAUUCAGCAAUUAAUGAUGUCGGGACCUCAGAGGUAUUUCUGGAAAAGGGUAGGGGAUCCUUCUCGUCGCAAGGCAAUCUUCUUUCCCCAUCUGGUCUUCAGCCGACUCCCCUCGAACCACGGAAGUCACCGACCCUGCUCUCUGUCCAGAGUUGCAACUCGAUGACUUUGGAUUCUCGGCAGAGGUCUCGUAAUCUGUCCGGUUCCCCUCGUCUGCGGCCACUGAAGAAGGUCCACUUCAUUAAGAACAUGAGACAGUACGACACCAGCGGCAGCAGGAUUGUGCUCAUCUGUGCCAAACGCUCCCUGUGUGCAGCAUUCUCAGUGUUACCUUACGGAGAGAGCUUCCUCAUCAGUGAUCCAAAGCUGGAGGGGGGUCCGAGACGUAGGCACUCCUCUGGAGCAAUAUCCAGCACACUGGAGAUGCUUCCGGGACUUGAGGGGGUGGAGCUAGGCGUCUAUGGGCGGUCUGUGUCGUACGCCCAGUUCCUGUACCCUACUAACGCCCUGGUGAAGCAGAAGCCCUCAUCUGUAGACAUCACACUACAAAUGCCGUACUCCAGGAACAGCAUCCCCAGGAGCUGCCCGCCCUCACGCCUCAACAGCACCGUCGGAUUGGACCUGGGUUUAGAUGACACUGAAUAUGAUCCUAAUUUACUUAGCGACCCCCAGUGGCCAUGUGGAAAACACAAAAGAGUGCUCAUCUUUGCCUCUUACAUGACGACGGUGAUUGAGUAUGUGAAACCGUCGGAUCUGAAGAAAGAUAUGAAUGAGACAUUUAGAGAGAAGUUUCCACAUAUCAAGCUGACACUAAGCAAGAUCAGGAGUCUGAAGAGAGAAAUUCGUUCUGUGGGGGAGGAGUGUAACUUGCAGCCUGUCACUAUAGCGAUGGCUUUUGUCUACUUUGAAAAACUGGUGCUGCAGGGACGCCUAAACAAGCAGAACAGGAAGCUGGUGACAGCAGCGUGCCUGUUACUCGCUGCCAAAAUCAGCAGUGACCUUAAGAAACAGGAGGUCAAACAACUGAUCGAUAAAUUAGAAGAGAGAUUCCGCAUCGGCCGCCGGGAGCUAAUCCAGUUUGAGUUCACCAUCCUGGUUGCCCUGGAGAUGGCACUGUAUCUACCGGAGAGCAAAGUCAUGCCCCACUACCGCAGCCUGGUCCAGCAGCCCUGACCUGGGUACUUGGCACAGCGGGCAGCAGCAGCAGCUCAGAACGUUGGCCAGUCAAGAGGAUCGGGGCAUUUGAAAGAAGGAAGUAGCCGAGUGCCAGCCACAUGGAUUUCAACAAGGUGUGAACAACAUAGAAAAUAUAGCCAAGAGCAAGCAAGAGACAUGUAUCACAGAAAUGUACAGAAAUUAAAAACACAACUGCUGAGAACCUCUUAAUGAGUGAAUUAGGGUUGAAGAGCCAACCAAGAACUUUUUAACAACACUGAUUAUUUGACAACAGUGCGUAUCAGAAAAGAUGCCAUUCUUAGCAAU
This is a messenger RNA of Chanos chanos (milkfish), 1839 nucleotides long. It is a transcript of the gene cables2b, whose product is annotated as Cdk5 and Abl enzyme substrate 2b. Lineage: Eukaryota; Metazoa; Chordata; Actinopteri; Gonorynchiformes; Chanidae. The record is from RefSeq and is a predicted model, not a curated record. The transcript has 9 exons. Gene Ontology annotation, biological process: regulation of cell cycle. The coding region runs from base 1 to 1530 and encodes 509 amino acids.